AUGGGUACCUCCAAAGCCCGCGGUACCCCGAAGCAGGCCGCCGCCGCAGCUGCGACAAAAGUCCAGCCCUUUCCCGAGAAAACAUUCAUCAUCGACAAUGGCGCGUACACGAUCAAGGCAGGAUAUGCUCCAUAUGACCAUAACCCACCACAAGAUGAGGAGGAGGCACUCUCCACAUGCGUGACAGUACCCAAUGCGCUGGCCAAGACACGCGACAACCGCGUCUUUGUCGGCGCCCAGCUUUCCACACACAUCUCGGACUGGAAUGAGGUCGCUUUUCGUCGGCCCGUGGAAAAGGGAUACUUGGUGAAUUGGGAGGCGCAAAAGGAGAUUUGGGAACAGUCAUUUUUCGAUGAGAAGACUGCUCGGACGAAAGAGGCGCGAAUUGCGAAUCCAGAGGAGACGACACUGAUUCUGACGGAUACGCCAAAUGGACUACCUGCUUUGCAGAAGAAUGCGGACGAGAUGGUCAUGGAAGAGUGGGGGUUUGGUGCCUAUGCAAGGAUAGCUGGCCCUACACUGAAUGCCUGGAACGAUAUGCAUGUCUUAUUUGGAGACGUGACGGAAACCUCCGAGUCAACACCCACGCCGAUCGAAUGUCUGCUGGUUGUGGAUUCUGGCUAUUCUCACACCAUCGUCACCCCCGUAUACAAAGGACAACCGCUCCAGCGCGGGAUUCGACGCUUCGAAUUAGGCGGCAAACACCUCACCAAUUAUUUGAAGGAAAUGGUUUCCAUGCGGCAAUACAACAUGUUGGACGAGACACAUAUCAUGAAUGAUGUCAAGGAGGCUGUCUGUUACGUGUCGAGUGAUUUCGCCGGAGACAUGGAACGUACAUGGAAAGCCAAAAAGGCACGGGGACAAGCUCAGCCAAGCGAAGGCAUUGUGGUUGAUUAUGUCCUUCCGGACCCAAGUUCUAACAGAAAGGGCUUCGUCCGGUCUCAUGACCCAUUGCUGAAUGUGAAGAAGCGAAACAACCUACUUUCGGGAUCUGGUGAUGUCGUGGCAGAGGAUUUCCUGGUCCUUGGGAAUGAACGCUUUGCUGUACCGGAGAUUUUGUUUAACCCGUCGGAUAUCGGGAUGAGACAAACAGGCAUCCCUGAACUCAUCCUGCAGAGUCUGUCUGUCUUGCCGACAGGUCUCCAUCCUGCCUUUCUGGCCAACAUUUUGGUGGUUGGAGGGAAUGCACUCCUUCCUGGAUUCAUGGAAAGAUUGGAGACUGAACUUCGCCAAAUAGCAACAGCCGAGUGUAUUGUCCGCGUGCGACGACCAAAUGAUCCUAUCCGUUCCACAUGGCGAGGCGCAACACGAUUUGCUACGAACCGAGAAGAGCUCAAAACAGCCGCAAUCACUCGACAAGAAUAUCUUGAGUAUGGUUCUGCAUGGGCUGGGAGAAAAUUCUCCAAGGCUGGUUAG
Talaromyces rugulosus is the source of this 1416-nucleotide messenger RNA. RefSeq lists its product as uncharacterized. NCBI's taxonomy places the organism in Eukaryota, Fungi, Ascomycota, Eurotiomycetes, Eurotiales, Trichocomaceae. The record is from RefSeq and is a predicted model, not a curated record. Bases 1 to 1416 code for a protein of 471 amino acids. Gene Ontology annotation, cellular component: Swr1 complex. Gene Ontology annotation, molecular function: nucleosome binding. The transcript has 4 exons.